AUGGCCAACGUGAAGCAUGUUCGACGUAGAGUGGCUGGAAAUCAGCUCAUUGGAAGGUACAUGGAGUUUCCGAGGAUCUAUCGCAUCCUCGGCAGGCCCCAGUCUGCUUCUGCCGUUUCCGCGCAUAUGUUUGGGGUGUCGAUCCCCUCUCACAACUUUGUCCUGGAUACAUGCUGGAACAGCUUCCCAAAAACGUUCUAUACGCGAGCUACUCCUCCUCACCCACUACCUCCGCCUCAACACACCUCAAAGCCCUCGCUCAUCACCCCGGAACGUCCCAAUCCUCUGCGUCCACUCCUCACCAACAUCGCCUUCUGCCAGUUGUUUGCCGUGUGUCUAAGCGGCAACUACAAGGACCCAAAGUACAGGUUACUUCUCACCCUCGGAGCUCUCUCUGGCGUGAGGAUCCAGCCUUUAGAUUCGUUCCUCCUUCAACUUGGAUUCAUUGUUGUUUUGAAGGAUGGGACGGCCACUGGGACCUGCUUUUCUGCUGUGGAAUCAUCGUCGUGCUUCAUCAUAACUCACUGGGACUGCCGUCUAUACACUGGAGCUGUCCCUUCGCAUUCAGACCUGGCGUCUCAUCAAUUCGAUUGGUCGAGUAUGCAUGUCGUCCCGACUGCACAUGCGCAGGGGUCCGACCUCUCCGGACAGGGCGGGGUCCAGUCAGACGUCGCCUUAUGUUGA
Messenger RNA from Laccaria bicolor S238N-H82, 684 nucleotides. RefSeq lists its product as uncharacterized. Lineage: Eukaryota; Fungi; Basidiomycota; Agaricomycetes; Agaricales; Hydnangiaceae. The coding region runs from base 1 to 684 and encodes 227 amino acids. The record is from RefSeq and is a predicted model, not a curated record. The transcript is spliced from 4 exons.